Messenger RNA from Symbiodinium sp. CCMP2456, 764 nucleotides. NCBI's taxonomy places the organism in Eukaryota, Dinophyceae, Suessiales, Symbiodiniaceae. The record is from the annotation of a GenBank genome assembly.
AUGGACCGAGCCUCCCAUCGUCCGCGGCACCACGCCAGAGGUAAGGGCCUUUCUUCGGUGCCAGCGGGGCGAAGCACUUGCCGCCAUCGACGGGAAGGAAUUCGGAUGCCUGCCAGAGAUACUUCAGCUCUCGUUGGCGUUUGGCAAUGUUGGGGCCAGAGGGACGUGCAGCAGAUGGGCCGCGCGGAGAUCUUGCAGGAGCUAGCGGUGUUCAACGGUUCUAUACGGUUUCUUCCGCUGGACAAAUCCAUCCUGGCCUUGUUUACAGCGUUUGCGAAGCAGCGUCCACUUUCCGAAGAAUUCCAGCCGGGAGUGGCAGAGGAGUAUGAGGAAGGGUCUCUGAGGCCUCUGCAGCUGAUCGGCCAGAUGCUUCAAGUUCUCGUUCUUGGUUCUUUGCUCUUCAUCGCGUUGCUGGCAUCCUUGGCCGAAUCCUUGGCCAGAAGGUGCUUCCUGGGUGAGGCCGCAAGUUCGGCCCGUCAGCAAAGCUCUGUCCGUAGAUUCGCCGAGAAAGCCUCGAGGCGUGGACCAAGGGCCCUUGUGCACCAUCCCGAGGGCCAUAACUGGAUCGGCGGUUUGGACAUGAUUUGGACUUCUCCCCCGAUGGUGCGACGGGUUAAGCCACAUCUGCAGCAGAUAUGCGAAGUCAAGACCGGCGAUCGCCUGGUGUCCGUGGGUGACGAGCCGACAGAGUCUUUGGAGCGUGAAGAGGUGCUGAAACUUCUCUCCGGCCGCCCUUCCGGGCUCAACUUCAUGAGUGGAGAGAG